CUCUCUCUCUCUCUCUCUCUCUCCAUAAAGACAACUGUUUACAGACACUGAAAUGACUGAAUCUUCAAUCUCAUCAUCCAUGGCUUUUGAUAUUAAGGAAAAUGAAGCGUUGAUUCCGAGCAAUCAGACUCACCAACGCCACCACAUGGAUUCCGGUUCUGAAUCUGCUUUUAUCGGUUCAUGGGGUUCCUCAUCGUCGUCUUCCUUCCUCACUACCUCCUUCGGGUCGGAGCUUGAUUCAAACGAUGCAGAUCUAGACGACGGUGGCGAAGAAGACGAGUUCAUUGCUCAGUUAACUCGACAAAUGGCUGAUUACAUGCUUGAAGAAAACGACGAUAGCGGAGGUGACGAAAAUCCUCCUUCGAAACCCUCGGUUGUUCAGAAACGCAACUUCCAGGAACCUAAUUACAAUCAAAAUCACGAACAAACUCGACGGAGCUACGCAGAUACCGUGAAGAAAUCGAUAGUCGGAUUUCAAUCGGACCAAAAUUUUACCGUCGAUAAACAAAAAGAAUCCCCAAUUCAACUGUAUCAGGUAGAAAAUCAACCUCGAGUAGGAGGGCAGAGUGGUGGUGGGUGGGGAAGAAAAGGGAAGAUGACCGAGUCGACUCAGCAGAUGAAAUCACACCAGAUGCAUAACAACAGAGGUUUGUUGAAUGGCGGCAAGGCGUACUCCGGCGGCGUUCACGGGUCGUCGGGUAUGAGAGCCAUUUUUCUUGGCGGGUCGGGUUCACGAAGCGUGAUGAGUGGGACCGGUGUUUUCUUGCCUCGUUCAGCCACAGACGCAACCGAUCACAGCCGCAAAAAGCCAGGUUGUUCAACCGCACUCGUACCGACAAGAGUCCUACAAGCAUUAGAACAACACUUCAACAACUUGGAGUGCCUUUCACCGUUGAACACCUUACCUCAAACCCAAGUUAAGAACGACGGAAAACAAGCACAGGAGUCGGUACCAGUGGACCAUCCCAAGUCCAAACUCCCUCAAGAAUGGAUUUAUUGAUGGUAUAUAGUUUUAGAUGUCUACUGAUAUAAUAAUGAAUGAAUGAAUGGAUUGUUUUAUAAGAAACAAUAAGAUAAUAAAAAGAAAGGGUAUGUAGGUGAAGGUCAAAUAACGUGAUUGUACAUGUAGUGAUGCUUUAAGUUGUAGGGGUCAUUAUUGUAAAUUGUAUUCUUCAUGUGGCCUCUUUGUAAAAUAAACAAUGUAAUAGAAUGAAAUAAGUCAUUCUAAAUAAAUGUUGUU
Molecule: messenger RNA, 1240 nt
Organism: Cynara cardunculus var. scolymus (artichoke)
Lineage: Eukaryota; Viridiplantae; Streptophyta; Magnoliopsida; Asterales; Asteraceae
Exons: 5
Coding region: 53-1000 (315 amino acids)
Source: RefSeq, a predicted model, not a curated record